AAGCUUGGUAACGAAUGUGUAGUGGAUCCUGAUGGUAAUGUGGAAUGGGACAUCGCUUUUGUUGUAAUGUCACCUUGGGAAGGUGCUCAAGGUGCAAAUUGGGGCGCGUACUUUAUACUUAAACCGACAAUCAUAGCUGCGGGCGCAUUGCUUGCGAUUCCUAAACAAUCGGGUAUAUCCGGAUCCCACAACCAUAGUCAGCAUCAGCAAGGAGCAGUGAUGGGACAAGGUGUCCAAGCUCGUCGUGGAGUUUCUCAGCGUGGUGGACCGCCUCCGGCCGAUGCUACUGCAACAAUGCAAAAUGCACCGCACAUGCGCCUUUCCCCACAGCAGGAACUACCUCUUCGUAUCGUAAUCGACUCAAAGCAUGUGGGAGCGAUCAUCGGUACUGGCGGAAAUAAUGUGAGAGAAAUUACGAAGGAGUCUAAAGCGCGGGUCGUAGUGGAUGUUCAGCGUACAGUCAAGGAUCAGCAAGGACAUAGCGAGAAGAUCAUAUCCAUACUUGGACAUCUUGAAAACUGCUCGAAAGCUUGCGUCAAAAUUUUAGAAGUUGUACAACGCGAAAACGAGAAAGAUGAAACCAAGGAGUAG
Messenger RNA from Cylicostephanus goldi, 591 nucleotides. The record is from the annotation of a GenBank genome assembly. NCBI's taxonomy places the organism in Eukaryota, Metazoa, Nematoda, Chromadorea, Rhabditida, Strongylidae.